GUAAAACUUGCUUUUUUUUUUUGUUAUGGCCAGAAAUGCCCCUAGAUAAACUGAGAUCUUGCUUGUUUUUUUAUAAUAUUAGCUGAUAUUGCUAGUGCUCUCAUCUUAAUGAAUUGCUGAAAGUGUAGUAGAUAUUUUACUCACUGAAAUUAAUCAAUAAAUAUAGUCAGUUUAGUUUUGAAUAUACUUUGACCUCCAGUCACUUCAGUCCCUGAGAUUUAUUUUCUUUUUUAUUUAUAGUGUUGUAAAAACACAACUUAGCUCUAGAUCAUUAGUGAAGUGUGGUACCGUUCAUCAGCUGAGUCCUGCUGCCCUUCAACUGUAUCCACAGUUACUUGCUGAGGCAAAAUUUCUGUGGAAGUUCCAUCUCUGGAAGCUCCUGUUUCCAGAAAUGGCAUUUCAACCCCACCUUCUCAGCAUUACUGUAGAGGUUGUGGCUAUGCCGUGGCAGAAUAAGAAGAGCUUCUGGAACUGACCAAGGUCGUAAGAGGGUUGUGACACUCCAGGUUCAACGUCAUCUCGCUGGGCACCAGCAGCGAAACUUUUCUGUCCAAAAUGGUUUAUGGUGAAUUUUUCCGCAGACCUGGCAAAGAUGCAGAACUUAUCAAUUUGAAUGUGGGUGGCUUUAAACAAUCGGUGGAUCAAAGCACCUUGCUCCGAUUUCCCCAUACCAGACUUGGGAAACUUCUCAAAUGCCAUUCAGAAGAGGCUAUUCUAGAACUGUGUGAUGAUUAUAGUGUUGCAGACAAGGAAUAUUACUUUGACAGGAAUCCUUCCUUGUUCAGAUAUGUUCUGAAUUUUUACUAUACGGGCAAACUUCACGUCAUGGAAGAACUCUGCGUCUUUUCCUUCUGCCAGGAAAUAGAGUACUGGGGGAUAAAUGAGCUGUUUAUUGAUUCCUGCUGCAGCAAUCUGUACCAAGAAAGGAAAGAAGAAGGUCCUGAGAAAGACUGGGAUCAGAAGAGCAAUGACAGAAGUAUAGACUCCUCUAAUGAAGAGUCAUCCAUAUUUGAUAAAGAGCUGGAAAAGUUCGACAAUCUGUGUUUUGGUGAAAUAAGAAAGAAGAUCUGGGUCAGAAUGGAAAAUCCUGCAUACUGCUUGUCUGCCAAGUUAAUUGCCGUAUCGUCCCUGAGUGUUGUCUUGGCGUCAAUUGUGGCCAUGUGCAUUCACAGCAUGCCAGAGUUUCAAAGGCUGGACGCCAAUGACAGGGAGAUUGAAGACCCUGUGCUGGAAGCUGUGGAGAUUACGUGCAUCAUCUGGUUCACUGCUGAGCUAGUAAUCAGGCUCAUCACUGCUCCAAGUCAAAAGAAGUUCUGGAAGAAACCACUGAAUAUUAUUGAUUUUGUCUCUAUUAUCCCAUUUUAUGCCACCUUGGCUGUGGACACAAAGGAAGAAGAAAGUGAAGAUAUUGAAAACAUGGGGAAAGUGGUUCAGAUCCUGCGGUUAAUGAGGAUAUUUCGCAUCCUGAAGCUGGCCAGGCACUCCGUAGGACUGCGGUCUUUAGGCGCCACUUUGAGACAUAGCUAUCAGGAAGUUGGACUCCUGCUUUUGUUUUUGUCUGUUGGGAUUUCUAUUUUUUCAGUGCUUGUCUACUCAGUGGAGAAAGAUGAUGACUCAUCAGAACUGCACAGCAUCCCCGUUUGCUGGUGGUGGGCAACCAUCAGCAUGACCACUGUUGGUUAUGGGGACACUUACCCGGUCACGCUUGCUGGAAAGCUGCUUGGCACCCUAUGCAUUAUCUGUGGGAUACUAGUGGUAGCACUUCCAAUCACCAUUAUUUUCAAUAAGUUUUCCAAGUACUAUCAAAAACAAAAAGAUAUCGAUCCAGACCAAUGCAACAAUGAUCGCAAAGAGAAAUGUAAUGACCUACCUUAUUUUAACAUUAGGGAUAUUUAUGCAAAAAAGAUGCACUCCUUCAUUUCUAGCCUUUCUUCAGUAGGAAUUGUAGUCAGUGACCAGGAUUCAACAGAUGCUUCCAGCAUCCAAGAUAUGGAGGAUGUUUAUAAUACAACAUCUUUAGAAAAUGGUACAGGAAAAUGAGUUGAAUCACUUUCUCUUCCCUUUAUUUCUCUUCUGAUCUUGGUAAAUGUGGACUUACAAACUUCAGUGACUUUAUUAAGAGCAGUUAAUUCUCAGGGUACUUAACUCUCAGCCAUAUUUGGACAUUCUUUGCUCUGAGGAUGCCAUACAAGCUUCAUUGUUUAUAUGAGGCUUUAAAAUAUGCCUCAUAUGGUGGUUUAGUUUUUAUACAACUAAUGUUAUGCAUUUUGGGGGAGAAAAAGUCAGGAAAAGAGUUUUAAAUGUGAGAUCGAUGUUUGUUUGUUUUUGUGGGGUAUUUUUGUUUGGUUAGUUGCUUUUUUCCCUGCAGCAAUCUGAUAGUUUAUACAGAAUCUGCUUUUAUAAUUUGCUGCUGUUCAGGCAGAGAUAUAUUGAAAACAUGUAAGAACUAUCGCACAAGUCAAUGAAGUUCUUACCUGCAAAUACAUCAGGAAAAAGAAGGCAUUAUGUACAUGUAAAACUGUGCUCACUAACACAUGUAAUCUUGAUGCUGGGAACCCGUUUCCUAAGCUGGGGCAGAAAAUGUAUUGUUACAUAUUGUUUUUACUCCAUGGAAGCAUAAUAUUUACGAAUUUCUUUCUGAAAGCACAAUACAUUUUGAGUUUGUUAAAAUAAAUUAAUCCCAUUGUGCCUAUAUUUUUCCCAGUGUCCAGCAUGGCCAAGCUCUAUCAGGUCCUAAGUGGUCUAAAUCACAAGUUGCAGGAGAAGUGUGUGGCGUAGGAUGGGACAGGAGCUUACCGUACCUUUUGGCCACCUGAGCAAUUCUGGUGCCUGGAGAGGAUCCUGCUGUGAUUAAGACCACCCUGGUGGCUUCCCUGGAGGCUUUGUUUUGUGGGCACUGAAGCAAACAUCAGUGGUGGUCUUUAGAUGUUAUUGCUCCCUGCUGUCAGCACUGCUCCUUUGCUGGAGGUCACUGCCUUGGAGGUAGGAGCAAAUGUGAGCAGCAUCUCAGCCGCGCUGGUUCUCAGUCCAGGGCUGUAAUGCCAAGCAAGGGAGAUGUGCGGACAUGCUCUCCUCUACCAUAUAUCACCCAUCAGAGAGGUAGGGUGGGCACUGCGUGUGGGCAGCCAUAUACUAAACUAUUUCAUCUCCUUCUUCUAAAGCUCAUCUGUUGGUGAUGGCAGCUUUCCUGGUUUGUACUAUGUGCUGGAGUGGUGCUCAUUGCCUGGCAGAGCGCUGCAGCUCUCUGCAUUCCUCUCCUCUCCAGGGAUUUCUUAUUCAGCCAGCUAAUCCCGCUCUGGUUCAGACUACGUCUUCUAGGGCUAUUUAAAAGGAAGCCCUUGAACCUAGCGUAAAGGAGUGCUGGGGAAACUUGAGGACCUUACAGAAGUCCCUUGUGUUCCAGAACACUCAUUUUCUUUCAUUUGUCUGGUGACUGAAUGAGGUGCUGGGCACUGGAGAACUGAAGAUACUGUGAUGUUGAUAUUUUCCUUAAAGAGAGGCUUCACUUUUUUUUUUUUCCCCUUUUGUUAUUGGGCCAAAUGCUGAAGCCCUUACUUAGUUUCUACUCAGGCAGAUCAAACUCAGUAGGAGUUGACUUCAAGGCUGAGAAAAACCAGGAGAUGGCAAUCGAUUUUAGCCUCUGCAGAGGGCUGAUUUUUCAGAUGUCUGCCAGGUUUUCUGCUGCAAAAUACACUGAGAAGGUGAGGUGCAUGGUAUUUACCGAGGCACAGAGCUCUAACCUUUUUCUGAGAUGGAGAAACAAAAAAAGAUGGGAUGGACCAACCUACACCUCAGAAAGAGGUGUCCUUCAGGACUGCUGUGCACCAAUAUAGUGUUAUGGGACUUAAAGAGAAUAUUUUGAGCUUUGGAGGAACUUAAAAAUUUGGCUUAUUACUUGCUGAGUGUCAUAAGUGUAUGUUGUGCUUCACAGAUAAUUAAGGUUAAUUCUUCCCAUAGUUAGUGCAGGAAUACCAAAAGGGAAAGUUAGCCUAAAUGUGUUUUGGUUUCAGUGGACAAUUAGCAUUACAAAGAUGCAAUGAUAUAAAAUAUUAAAUAUGUAUGUGCAUAUGAAUAUAAUAGGAAUCAGCAGAAUAACAGCAUAAAAACUACUCUCUGUCCAAAGAACCUCUCUUGGUAGUCUCCAUAUAAAGAUAUAUUACAAUGCCACUGAAGUUCAAAAGCAAUGAAAAAUAUUAUAAUGCAACAAAAACUGUGAGUAAUUUGUAUUAGAUAGUUGAAAAAAAGCUGUGACUGAAAAAUCUACUCUUAUAUAUAAGUCAUUACUCAAGGAUCACAGAAUAUACAACUUUUUGUAUUAAAAUUUACUGACUGGUAAUUUGUCAUAAAGUUUAUAAAUUCUUGAUCAAUGAUAUAAAUGAAUCUUAAGGCUGUGACACUAUUUCAGUUCCUCUGAGUUUUUUUUUUUUAUGCAUAGAUACAUCUUGCAGCAAAGUGAGGCAUGUCUUUUUGGAACAUAUCAGAAGGUAGGGUACGUACCCAUGUAUCAUGCAGUGUAUGUUAUUUUGAUUUCUGGGAUGAGAUCUCGGUUUUUUUCAGAUCAAUUUUAUCUUAAAAAUUGUUUUGUUUUUAUCUGUUCCCUUUGCUGAAAUAAAUCCAGCACCUUGGUUUCACAUAGGUGUAACUGGGAGCAGGAUGUGAGCUCUGUUUCAUGCCAAAAGAUACUCCCCUCGAGGCAGAACUGCAGUCCUGUGACAUGCACUGGUACGAAAGAGUGUCAGAAAAAAGCAGAUGAGAGCAUACUAGGAUACUGCAUGUUCCUCCUGCUAGUAAAGGUUUUUAGUAGAAUAAUUUACUAGUAAGAGAAGUGUAAGAGGGGAUUGUUUCUUAUUUAAUUUGUCUUCCUCCUUGGUCUGGAGUUAUAUACUAUCAAUAUAUAAUAUCAGUAUCAACAAAAGGUAGACUGUCUUUAUUGCUUUUGUAUUCCUGUACCAUAUGUUUUUCUUUUUAAAAAUACAUCCUAAAUUCUGUCCACCCAGCUGCUCUGUUUCAGUCACCAAAGCACAGAAGUUGUUACUGUUUCAAUAUGCAUCCCAUUUUGUAUGGGAGAGAUUUGUUUGUCUUUGUAUAAAACAGUUUCCUGGCAUGUUAUUAGCUUGUUUGUCUUAAGGGCAAAUGCUUCCCCUUCAAUAUUCAUUAUUUCCAGAGCAGCAUCCAUUUUUGCAGCGUUUUUCCCUAGUGUAGCGUGGAGAGGCACCACUGCAGUGAUGCAGUUGCUUGUUUGAACAGCUUCCAGCUGGCAAGGGGUAUCACCCAACUGCCCGCAGCUCGUGCCUUGCUGGGAGCAGGCCCUGUCGCUGCCACCAUUUUUCAGUGUGCGUUAGAAGAGGGAAAAGGCCAAUGUAGGGGAAUGAGAAAAGAGAAACAGGAGAAGGUUGGAAGCUGUCAGUCAAAAGGGAUGACAGAGAAGCCUGAGAGGACCUUAGGAGAAAGGAAAGGAGAAAGAAGUUGACAGCAAGAGUCCUCACUUGUUUUCACUUUUUUUCUUUUUUUUUUAUUUUAUUUUAUUUUCCACCAGUGCUUUUCUUCCUUUUCCUCCCCUUCUGCCUUGCAUCCCCUCCUACUACCACCCUGGCCUCCUUUCCCGCCCAGCCUGUGGUCCAGCAGUCCUGUUUCUGACCCAGAACAUGGGUCUUUCUGAGUCCAGAAAGGCAUGUUUCAUCCACCUGGAUGGCAGCAGACAGGACUUAGCGGCGAUGAAGUUACUGAGCACUCCUGCUGUGUGUAUAAGCAGUGACUAACACACUUACUGGCUGUGCUUUUUUGUAAGAAAAGUCACAAUGUGGCUCAAAUCAAUGAGUGUAAACGUGAGCUUAGUGUCAGGCACCGUAAUGCGAAAUAUUGCUGAUUAAAAGCAGCCUCCACGCUGACUCCUGUGUGAAUGGGUUGCUGUCAGGGAACGCUGAGAGGAUCGGGCAGACUUGACUGGCAAAGGCAGUACACGGCGUGCGGUGUGCCAAGGCUCCUGACAGGCUGCUGAGUAUUAAUAAAUUUAUUCAUUUCCACACAUUCUUAACAUCUAGAGCAAGUGACAGAAAACCACUAAGCUGUGGAGAGUUUCUCUAAUAUUUUUUGAUUAGCUGGCAGUGUUUCUGAAGCUGCUCAUACCUCUUCAUCCAAAAGAGGACAUUUCUCAAACAAAAUCAGAAUAACCCUGUGCUGGAUGUGCAAUUUGUGGCUGAUAGCAGUAGCUCAGUCACAAUUGGUAAAUAUUGCUGUCUGGUGCUGUAUGGCUGCAGUGCUGUUCCUUAUAUUUCUGAAAUAUUUAUGCUCUGUCAAUCAAGAGACAGCAGAUGCCUCUAAAACUAUCUCAGCACUUUCCUGCCGCACAAUAACUGCAGCAUCUCUUCCAAGCACAGCAAAAUGUCAUGACUUGCCGAGACCUCUUUUUUAAUUUCUUGUGUAUUUGUAGUUAAUUUUUCAUGAUGAGCCUAUGGUCCAAGCACAAUAUAGCAGAAGAAAAAGUCACUGUGUGUCUCUAGACGAGUUACAAGACUUUGUUAUUUACUUCCACUCUUGGCAUUGCCCUCCCACCUGACUGGCACAACUAAGGUGGCACAAGGAGUGGUAAUUCACUGUGUAUAGGCUGGUAGCUGUUACAGGUAGUUAAGGAGUAAAAGAGCUCCUGGAGGUUGGAUAUAGUUUAUACGUAAUUGUAUAUAUGCCCUCUGGGCAGAGCUCAUUUAAGUGUGUAAUAUAAUCAGAUUAAAUAUGAAAUAUGACACUUAAGAAACCACCUACAUCUCAUAUCUUUUUAAUGAAUAUAUUGGAGGGGGCAGUCUUUGCUCGGAGUUUUAGCAGGUCAUGGGCUGCAGGUCAAGGGCUCUUUCAUCCACACACACCCCAGUUGUUCCCACAUUGCAUAUACCAGUGGAAGGGAGAGGCUUUGCAGCGUCCCCAACGGGCCCAUGAACAUGUAGGCCAAGGAAUCAGGGUUCCCAAGCUGAGGAGUGGUGGUGAAGGGGAACCUUAACUGGUUCCAUAUUUUUUUCAAUUAAAACCAAUACCAUACAGCUUCAUGUGGUGACUUGCAAAGGUAAUCUGCUCUCACGGCUUCUUCAAAACUAUUUCAAGGUAGAGCCCAAAAAGGGCAUUGAUUACAAUGGUUUAAUCUUCAGUUGCUUUCUACUAUUUAAUGGCAUGUAUAUUGUCUGAGCUACCUAAUUUUUUAUGGCAUUCAUUGCUAUCUCCACUUAGAGAUUGGUAUAGCCUAAUUUUGUGUCAUUGUCUCAGGAUCUCUUAUGAAUCAGCAGGGCCAGAAAGACACCGUGGCAGAAGUCAUUUCCCCUAACCUCAGCUAUUAUAUGGCUGGUCAUUUGGGCUCUCUCUGUUGACAGAGGAUCAACAGACCUCCUCAGGAGACAUUGCAUCCUAUCUAUACAAAGGUCUUAUCUGUAGGUGGGUCCUAUCUGAAGACGGUGCUACAAGAAGCCAGUAUGAUUUAGUUAGGUUAGAUGCCUGGCCUUUUAGUAGCUGAAGUUAAUUCUGAUGAGUGCUAGACAACAAGAGGUAGGAACUUGAGUAUCCUCUGGUAGUGCCAUUCUUCCCCUCCCAACACUGUAUAGGUGGGAAGGACUGUGAUUCUGAUGUAGGCAUCUGAACUGGGUGACACAAAGCCAGAGGCAGGAAUCCAUUCUGAAGCCUGAAGGCUGGUCAGUGAUAGCCACUAGGUAAGGAUUAAUCCAGUGUAAUAUUGCUAAAAUCAGUUUCCUAUACAAGAAAAUCUGGACUUUCCCAAACAGCCUUGCUAGCUGUCUGUUAGAGUCUGUAAUGACACGCAAGCUGAAAUUCAGUCUCCUGUAGUAAUUAAAAAAACACAUAAUAAAAUGCUGGAGGGAGCAAACCGAUGUUGGCAAAGAGGCAGGCACAAUAUGCUGACACUACUUUUGUGACCCAACUUUGCAUUAUUUCUUGGCUUCCUGUAAGCCAUAUAAAAUAUUCUUACUGUGCCAUGUGUUGUAAAAUCUGCCCGUGCAUUAAUAUAAAUAAAAAAAUAAUAAAUAGCAUAAUAGUGAGCCAAGUCCAGGUAUUACAGAUGUCACGCUGGAAAAACUUCUGGUCUUGGAGAAAUUGCAGAAAUAUUGUUUAGCUGCAACUGCUGUUUUAAUGUUGCAGCUGCCUCGGUGGUGAGGAGGACCAAGGGACCAUGCACAGGUGCUGGUAGUGGUCUUCCCUUCCUUCCUUUGCACACUUAACACUGAGCUCUUCUUGGUUGAGCAGAUAGGCCGAGGAACCCCUGUAGCCUUGGGCACCGCUCAGCAGGCCUUUCUUGGGGCUGCUAGGUGUUGUUGGGUGAGAAAAUAAUGAGGUCUGUAUGAAAUGGCCUUUGGGGAGGUAGAAUAGCAUCACUGAAUUUGGUGUCAACACCCUCCUACACCUCUAAGAAAAGACCUGGGAGAAAAAGCAGAAGCAAGGAAGAACUUCAAGAUUCAGGUAUUUAGCUGCAGCCAUUUGAAGGCUUUUCUCUAUUGUGUUAAUCCAAGGGCUUUUACUGAAUCACAGGUAGAGAUCUGUAUAUAACCUUGAACCCAUUCCAUUAGCUGGAAUAAGAUGGUGUCUUCUCACAGGCUUUUCGUUUUCUCUAAGCCAGUUGCUAGAUGUUAUGUUGUCUGUGCCUCUCACGCUGACUGGAGUUUGGAUGUUUCUGAAGUGUUGCACAUGCUAUAAAUCAUCCUUGCAGCUUCAAUCACAUUUCCUAGAUACCGGGAAACUACAAGUGUGAAAGAGUUCAAGCAGUUUCUCUAGUCCAAUAUUAUUUUUUGACAGCACAAAGUGCCAUGCAUUUCACAGAAAGGGAUUUUCCCUGCUCCUGAACUGUGCAUCUUAGGACUUUAGGUGAUUUUCUUCUCAAUUAUUUAAAGACCAGCUUAGGUCCUGAGACAGGGAGAUAGAUAAAUUUGGAAUUUUAUUCCAGGUGGUGUAGCACCAAGUACACAAAUAACUAUCUAUUUCUUUUUUUUUUUUGAAAAUAAAGUUGCAAUUUUCAUAUUUGAAUUGUGGAGCUUUGGGAAAAAAAUGUGGUGAAUAACGAACUCAUGGUGCCAAAAAGCCAGCUGAAUAUUCGUGAGUGCACAGGAAUUCCUUAUGAACCAGAAGGAUGCUGGUGUCUGACAGCACGGCUUCACAAGCCUCCUGGGUGGAAGGCAAACCACAUUUUUUUCUCAUUUCUCUGCAUAUUUCAGGAGGGUAUGGAAUAAAAAUCUUGCUGUUCUGUGGUGAUGAAGAGUGUUCAAUGAAAUGAACCGCACACUGAAGUUAAGGCAGUUAAAAAUGAACAUGACUUUUUUGUAAACACCCCCCUUCCCUUGGGACAAUAAUUUUUCAAGUUGUUCCAACUUUUUUUUUUUAAACACAAAAACAUAAUGUACCAAAACCACAGCAAUAUUUUUCCUUGCUGGAUAUAUUUAAGAUUAAAUUAUCUCUAGUUAUAGGUGUGGAAAGAGAAAUGGCUGGUGGGUAGGAUGUGGGGGGUGCUUGAAUUUUUUUAUAAUUUAUUUUGUAAUUCUGUUCUUUUGCCUUUGGCAUCACACACUUUUGCAUUAGCAUUUUUUUGUAUUGACUGAACAAUAAAAAUAAAUAAAUACAAUUAAUAUUUAUCUGAGAAUUUAUUUAGAUAAUUUAACCUGA
Messenger RNA from Phalacrocorax carbo (great cormorant), 9645 nucleotides. The record is from RefSeq and is a predicted model, not a curated record. Lineage: Eukaryota; Metazoa; Chordata; Aves; Suliformes; Phalacrocoracidae.